Messenger RNA from Phlebotomus papatasi, 1257 nucleotides. It is a transcript of the gene Gar1, whose product is annotated as probable H/ACA ribonucleoprotein complex subunit 1. The coding region runs from base 545 to 1165 and encodes 206 amino acids. The transcript has 3 exons. Gene Ontology annotation, cellular component: box H/ACA snoRNP complex. NCBI's taxonomy places the organism in Eukaryota, Metazoa, Arthropoda, Insecta, Diptera, Psychodidae. Gene Ontology annotation, biological process: ribosome biogenesis; snoRNA guided rRNA pseudouridine synthesis. Gene Ontology annotation, molecular function: box H/ACA snoRNA binding. The record is from RefSeq and is a predicted model, not a curated record.
GUGGUUUGAUUCGUUCAUUGUUUUCAGUGCGGGAAACAUUUUCUUGAAAAUUUUGGAGCUUCUGGGGAAUCUUCGCAAAGUGAUCUAUAAGUGCCAAAGAUAAAGUGUUUUAUAUUAUAAUGAAAUUAUUAUUCAAUAGUUUGCUCUACUUACCCUUGCCUGGGAUUGAAUUGGUUCCAAAAUUUCUAUAAUUCUGGAAAUUAUUCAUCUUGUUCUACAACUCUAGAAAAAUCCAAAAUUUAUUUAAUUUUUAGAAUUUUUAGAAUUUUUGAUUCUUGAAUGGACCGCCAUGGCAUGAAGUGCUUCUUCAAAAUUCCAACAGAGGCGCAUCGCAUCAAACAGUUUCAAAUUAUUGCUACUGGCGCUGCAUGUACAGUGUUUAUAUUCCACUCCACGUGAAAAAACAAAAGAAAACACGCCGGAGUUUUUUUCUCAAAAUUUCCACAAUUUCAAUUUACUUUUCUUGAGUUGAUUGCUUUGAAAAGUGAAACAAAGAUAUUGCAUAUAUAAGAAAUAAUAUAUCGUGCCGCAAUCCAACUGAAAAAUGAGUUUUCGUGGAAGAGGUGGUGGUAGAGGUUUUGGGGGUCGCGGAGGAGGAGGAGGUGGAGGUUUUCGGGGUGGUCGUGGCGGUGGAGGUAGAAUGUUUGAUCAAGGCCCUCCGGAUCAUGUAAUUCCUUUUGGAGAGUUCCAAUAUCCCUGCGAAAAUGAUUUGGUCUGCAAAGCCCAAAUUGAAAAUGUGCCCUAUUUCAAUGCCCCUAUUUACCUGGAAAACAAGGAGCAAGUGGGAAAGGUAGAUGAAAUCUUUGGUAACAUCAGAGAUUACUAUAUCACAGUGAAACUGGGCGAAUGUAUGAAGGCGGACAACUUUAAGAAGAAGCAGACGCUUUUUAUUGAUCCAAAUAAAUUAUUGCCACUGGCGAGAUUCCUUCCGGCUCCACCUGGACAGAAAAGGGGUGUUGGAAAACCAGGAGGCGGGAGAGGAGGAAGGGGUGGCGGUGGUGCUCGAGGUGGUUUCGGCGGGAGAGGAAGAGGCGGUGGUGGUUUUGGGGGACGUGGAGGAGGCGGCCGAGGAGGAGGAGGUGGAAAUCGUGGAGGUUUUGGAGGCCGCGGUGGUUUUGGAGGCCGUGGAGGUGGAGGUGGGCGAGGAGGCGGAAAAAGAUGGUGAAGACUUCCGAAAGGUAAAGAAAUGCAAAUAUGAUCAUUCUUAUAAUGCGGACAUCAAAGUCUAUAACACGAUAAAUUAUCUAAAAGUAGCAA